CAGCUGAUGCAGUUGUUGUCGUACCCCUCCCCCGCACUUCUCCCGGCCGCGCUCAGGCCGGCUCUCGGCCCCGCCCCGGGAUCGGGGACGCCGUGACCCCGUCCUGCGGCCCGCCAGCGCCGGAGCAUCCUGGGACCGCGCAGCACUCCGCUUGCCGACAUGGGGAAGUCUCUUUCUCACUUACCUUUGCACUCAAAUAAAGAAGAUGGCUAUGACGGGGUCACAUCGACAGACAGUAUGAGGAACGGAUUGGUUAGCAGUGAAGUGCACAAUGAAGACGGAAGAAAUGGAGACGUCUCUCAGUUUCCAUAUGUGGAAUUUACUGGAAGAGAUAGUGUCACUUGUCCCACUUGCCAAGGAACAGGAAGGAUUCCUAGGGGGCAAGAAAACCAGCUGGUGGCAUUGAUUCCAUAUAGUGAUCAGCGGUUACGGCCAAGAAGAACAAAGCUGUAUGUGAUGGCAUCUGUGUUUGUCUGCCUGCUCCUGUCUGGAUUGGCUGUGUUUUUUCUUUUCCCUCGAUCUAUUGAGGUGAAGUAUAUUGGUGUAAAAUCAGCCUAUGUCGGCUACGACUCUCAGAAGCGAACCAUAUAUUUAAAUAUCACGAACACAUUAAAUAUAACAAAUAAUAACUAUUAUUCUGUUGAAGUUGAAAACAUCACUGCUCAAGUUCAGUUUUCAAAAACAGUGAUUGGGAAGGCACGCUUAAACAAUACAACUAACAUUGGCCCGCUUGAUAUGAAGCAGAUUGAUUAUACGGUACCCACAAUUAUUGCAGAGGAAAUGAGUUACAUGUACGAUUUCUGUACACUGAUCUCCAUCAAAGUACACAACAUAGUACUCAUGAUGCAAGUUACUGUAACAACAGCAUACUUUGGACACUCUGAGCAGAUAUCUCAGGAGAGGUACCAGUAUGUUGACUGUGGAAGGAACACGACUUACCAGUUGGCCCAGUCUGAGUAUCUCAAUGUCCUUCAACCACAACAAUAAACUCUAGAGGAGCUGUGGUUAGAGCCAGUGAUCCACCUGAGAUAUCGUCAGAACUGUCCGUGAGGAGGUACUGCCUAGAAGGACAUCUUUAAUUGAGCAUGUCUAAAGUUGACACUAGGACAUUGAGGGUUCAGCCAGCAGAAUGUGGUCCUCACACAGUUUCUGGACUCCUGUUUUUCUGUGUUGACAAUUUGCUCCUGCCAAGAGCUUUUCUCAAUCCUAAGUUAACUGAUUGGCUUUCUUCUCACCUUUGUUCCCAAGGUGAAAAAGUGAGACUUCCUUAGAAUACAAUAAAUAAUUAUAUAAAAGUCAUAGACUUAAUCUAUGUAUCUAUUGAUAAUAUAGUUCAGUCCUGAACAUAAUUUGAAAAAUAACUUCUGAUUUUUCUAUGAAAUUACUCAAAGCCUAUUAUUCAUGGAGAACUUUUAAAAAACUGACCUGUUUUAUAAAUUCCCAUUCUUACAUGGUAAUCUUUCAACUAUAUGAUAACUUAGCUAUUAGCUAAAUGUUUUUAGCCUUUAAUUUCUUGAAAUUCCACUGAUUUGCAUGUUUUAUCUUAUUUCUCGCUAAUAGUUGCAUAAUAUUUUCCAACCAUAACAAGUCUGCCAAAUUCUGUUCUACAUUUUGUAAUAACCUCUCAGUAUGUGUUUCAUGUAUAGCUUUGUGAACUUUCUGUGUGAUCUUCCAGCAUAUCCCUUUAAUGUACAGUAUUGUAAAUAAGCUGCAUGGCUUUUAUACAACUUUGAUAAAUGUCAAAUGAAGUGUUACAGAUUAAGAAAUAAAGCAAGUUGUUCAUAAAAAAUAAAGUAGGAAACUGAAAUUCAGAAACCUAUAAAGUAUCAGUAGGUUCCAGCUACAUGUUGGAUCUGGCAUAAAAUAGAUGCACAAUAAAACACUUUGAUGCUCUACUUUUUAUGUUGCUUUUCACAUUAAUUAUAUAGAUGCUUUUCACUGUGAUUAGGUAUCAUUUUUAUGAAUGUUUUAAGGGAAGAAAAUAAUUUCUUACUAGAAAUUAUUCAAGAAAUCCUUUCAUUGAACACUAGUGGCUACAUCAAAAUAAAACCUAUAGUUUGCUUAAAAUAUUUAAUCAUGCAUCAUACUUGAUGCUUCUAGCAGUUACAUUAAACAUUUAUUUUUUAAUUUUGUAUAAUACUGUUUUCACGUAUGAUGGAUGUAUUCAUCUUGUUAGUUUAUAUUUUCAGUGUCAUUUUUCGCAAAGUGUUUUCCUUAUUCACUCAGCAAAUUUUAAGAACUCUUAAGUACAUUUUGUUUCCUUAUAUCAGAAGUUGGGCUUUCUUUUUCCCAUACCCAAGUGUCUCUGUUAGUUAUGAUGUGUAGUCUAUUCAUCAGGCUGGUUCUCAAGUAUAAAGCAUAAAUAUUAACGGCUUAAUUCUGCCCUUUAAGCAUUCUCCCAUCUUUCCUUAGUGUUCAUCCUGUGUUUGACAUGCGAGUGAACAUUGUGAUCAUCCGUGUUGUGCAUGUGGCCUUCCUCAGGCGUUGCUGUGUUGGCCGCCCUUCCUGUUAUACCCAGAGCAUCCUUUGCAGUCAUUCACUUUCUACUCAAGCUGGUCUUUGUUUAAAUUUUUCUUUUUCUGUGCUUCCUGGUCACCUCCAUUCUUGAAGCUGCACAGUUGAAUGCUUGUGCUUACAUUUUCCAAAUCAAUCUCAUUUCAUUAUCUGCAUUCUCUCGUUUUUUAUUUUAUUGUCUGUGAGUCAUCUGUUUUGUCUCAUUUGUUUGUUUUGUCUAGAAAUGUCUAAUCCUAUUACUUAAAAAUUACUGCUGUCUUUAGUUUGACUACUCAGCCUAUGUCUCUAUCUGACCAGCAAUUAUAUAGUUUCUUGUUUACUCAGUUAACUUUCAUAUUUUAGUCAAAAUAUAAAUGAAACUUUUUUUAUGAUUUUCGUUGUGCUUUUUCCCAUCCUGGCUUCAUGUAAGGUGUACAAAGUCAUCAUCCAUUCAUUUCUUCAAAAUCACUCUUUACACAUGCCUCAUAUAAGUAUCACUUUCCGUGUUCCUUCCGUGUGUGUGUGUGUAUGUGUGUGUGUGUGUGUGUUUUAGUCUAGGGGAACACUGUGUAAGAGAAGAAGUUUGUUUUUCACUUUCUUCCAGAGUUCAUGUACAAGGCCUACAGAGCCAGGAUAGUAUCGGGAACUUUGCUCCCAGUGAUUCAGUUUCAAAAUCUUUUCUUAACUAUUUAAAUUGAAAAUUCUAUCCAGUCUAGUUUUAAUAAUGUUUGAAUCAUUUGAAAAACCAAUCAACCAAACAAAAACCCCUGGAAUUGAAGCACAUUGCCUGUCAUUCUUCAAGGAAAAUCAAGGAACUCCUGGGUAAACCAGGCUGGUAACAGCUGUAAGUUAAUAAAACCCCAAUCAAAAUGAACAACAACAACAAAACCUAUAUUUUGGAGAUGCUGAACAGUAGCCAUAAAACCAUUUGGAAGUAUGAAUGGGGCUUUUCGCUUAUUCUUAGAUCAGUCUGAGUCCGGUGUUGCUGAGUCUGGCUUCUGGCAGGGAGAAAGGGUAGGUAUUAAUAUAUUUUUUAUAAGUACCACCAGAGCUUAACCAGAGACAUGAUGAAGACAUUCCCAUGUUGCUCCAUGCUCACAGAAGUAAAUUCUGUUCUGCGCUAACCCAGCACUGCCCGGCCUCUGUGCGGAUAAUGUGUAUACAACACACUGUGUGGAUAAUGUGUAUACAACACACUGGCUGUUGCUCUUCUGCUGCUAUGUGAUUUCUCAACAGGACACUGAGAGGAUCUGGUUUAAAAUUAUAUAUUAGUAAAUAAUUGCAGCCAGAAGUUGUUUCUCUGUCUCUUAUAUCUGUGCCCUAUCAAUUUAAAUGUCCAUUGGAAAGCCAUGGUAACUCGGGUAAUACAAUUAAAAAUUGAAGACGUGGCCAGCAAGAUGGUUCAGUGGUUGAGGAAGAUUGCCACCAAGCUUGAUGAUCUGAGUUCAAUCUCUGUACCCCACAGUCGAAGGAGAGAACUGGCGUUGUUCUCGAACGCCCAUCCACCUACAGUACAGUACUACAUAUAUAGUACACACACACACACGCAAAUUCACGUAAAAAAUAAAGUAAAAGUUCUUAAAGUUAAUAGUGAUGGCUAAGAUUUUGGUAACUUUAAAUUGCUAUCUGAAAUGCUUCUAAAAGUAAAUUAAACAAUGUAGAAUCCUUUAGAACCAAAGCUGGAGUUUAAUUUUUGUGUGUUAAUAUUUAAUACUUCACAGUCAUUCCAAUAAAAAUAAAACUGACAUUUUUGGUGUGAAUUAUUUAUAAGUAAGAUUAUUACAUUUGAGAUUUGAAAUAUAGUGUGAAAAUACUAGACAUGAGAUAAAAGACUUGAAAGACUAUCUUGCCUGAGGUGACAUUUCAUAGAACAUAACUAUAUUUUGUUACCAGUUUUCUUUUGACUCCUGAUUACUCAGUUUUAAUGAAGUUAUUUUUUAAAAAAAUAUAUUACAAGAGUAAAAUAUAACUCCCUUCAGAUCUUACGAUUUGCACUUAGGAAAUGGUGGUACAAUGUGAAAGGAGGUCGGAGGUGAUACCCAAACACAGUCUAAGUAACAUGAUGACAGUUGAAACUUGGCCCUAAUGGGCCUUGUGGGUUUUAGCCUACUGUGCAAUAAUUUUGGGUAUUAUGUUGGCAGGUGUGUUGCUGACUCUCUUUCAUUUUGUCUUUUAAAGUACUUAAAUCAACUGGUUGUUCACACGUUGCUUCUUAUUUUAGAAGAUAGUUUCAUUCAUAUGGUUUAAAAAAUAUGAGUAUUUUUAUAUUUUCAAAUACAUUUUUUGUCUUCUUUGAUAAGUAAUAAGACCUAAGCAUUACGUCAUUGGUUUAUAAUCAAACGGGAAACCAUGACGUCAUCAUCAGGCUAGCACCUGAGACGCUAAAAUCCCACAGCUGCUGGGCUCACAGUGUGUCUUAGAGUGGUCGGCCUUAUUCCUCUGACGGGCUUUGUGAAAUUAGAUGAAACAUUUAUCUUCAGUGUUUUAAAGGAAAUCAAUACAUAUCUGAUAAAGUUGGAUAAAAAUCAUUAUUUCUUCAAAGUUGUAUUUUUUUAGAUUAAAACAAAUGUAUUUGUGAUGUACUCAGCUCAAAAAUCUAACUUCUAUAUCACAGACCUCUUCCCAUCACAGUCUUCAUCUACAGUUUCUGACUGCAACUAACAUUGUGUGCUGUUAGCUUGCUUAGAGAACAGGUUUUACAGAGGGGCUCUGAAGCUUAUCUUUCAGCAGCGGCGAUGGGAUUAACCAUAGAAAAACAUACCACUUUUUGUACCAUAGGAACAAAAAUGGAAUUUCCAUGUUUUAAGCUGUUAAUGCAGUUCCCCUUCCUCUUUGUUUCAUAUAUUUUAACACAGACUUCAAGUUGAAGACACAGUGUGGUUGGUGUUCCACCCUCAAAGCAGUGCAUAGAUAACGUAGCAAUACUGUGAGGGGCUUUUCACAGUUAAGUCUAACUAUUCUAGAAGGAAGUCAUUGCCUUCUGCUUAAUUACAUUAAUUGAAAUGUGCUUAAGUGAAAUAUUUUCCGAGUAUUUUGUAUGAUAUAAAA
Arvicanthis niloticus (Nile rat) is the source of this 5541-nucleotide messenger RNA. RefSeq names its product transmembrane protein 106B (gene Tmem106b). Gene Ontology annotation, cellular component: lysosomal membrane. Lineage: Eukaryota; Metazoa; Chordata; Mammalia; Rodentia; Muridae. Gene Ontology annotation, biological process: lysosomal transport; lysosome organization; lysosome localization. The record is from RefSeq and is a predicted model, not a curated record.